ACUUCUGUCGCCCAGCUCCCUUCCGGUAGAAAGACCCAGGGACGAGAGUGUGAAGUCAGACCUCACAGGGGCAAAAAGAAAGCCGUCCAAAGCCAGCUGGUCUGGCUUUGAGGAAAGCAAGGGAGACAGAAAGCAAAAGAGAGAGAGAGAGCGUGAGAGAGGAAGGCAGAUAGAAAGAGAGACAGAGAACAAGAGAGAAAAUUUAAGGAAUGCAAAGGAAGUUAAAGUAAGUGUGGCACACCUGAGAAAGAUACCUGAGGAAGGCCGGCCAGCAGGUUCUGUGAAGGUAAUUGAUCGUCACAUGAAACAGGGUAUUUUACCCAAGGAGGAGAAAGCAUCAGGAAGCUCCGAGUAGAGAGACGCAUUGAAAGCAAAGGAAGAAAGAACGUAAAGAAGACUUGAGCUGGAUAUUUUGGGUCCAGGACUGAGGAUUGUGCUGCUUCGUUUGUUAGGUUUCACAGAUCGUGGUGUGGACACCUGAAGAAAAAGACACAGAAAGAAAUAGAGUGAGAGAGAAAGUCUCGAGAAGAAAGAGUGGAGUAAAAUGUGCUAGGGGAGUGAAGGCAGACAAACUCUCGUGUUUUUCUGAUAUUCUCGGAGUGUCGGAGAGACCAAGCAGGACGCCAAGAUGGGACGGAAGAAGAUACAGAUCACACGGAUCAUGGAUGAGAGGAACCGGCAGGUUACCUUCACAAAACGGAAGUUUGGUUUGAUGAAGAAAGCUUAUGAGCUCAGCGUAUUGUGUGACUGUGAGAUUGCCCUGAUCAUAUUCAACAGCUCGAACAAACUCUUUCAGUAUGCCAGCACUGACAUGGACAAAGUCCUACUUAAGUACACAGAAUACAACGAACCCCAUGAGAGCAGAACCAACUCUGACAUUGUAGAGAAAUUAAGAAACAAAGGCCAUAUCGACUGUGCCAGUCCUGAUCCAGAUGACUGUUUCGGUCACAGUCCCCUCAUGGACGAUCGUUUCGGCAAACUAAAUGAAGAAAGUGAUUUAAUGUACAAGCGCUGUGGUGCGCUUAACAAGAAAGAACACAGAGGCUGUGAUAGCCCGGAUCCUGACGCUUCAUAUGUCCUCACCCCUCACACAGAAGAAAAAUAUAAAAAAAUUAAUGAAGAGUUUGAUAAUAUGAUGCGAAAUCAUAAAAUCCCGACAGCCUUGCCCCCGCAGAACUUCUCCAUGCAUGUGGCUGUGCCAGUGACGAACCCCAACGCCAUGUCCUACAUCCCCGGGGCCUCUCUGAGCAGCCAGAGCCUGUCGGUCGCCACUGCCUCUCUGAGUGACGGUGCCAUGCUGUCUCCUCCACAGGGUUCCCUGCACAGAAACUUAGUGUCUGCCGGGGCCCCACAGAGGCCCCCCAGCACAGGCAGCGCAGGUUAGUGCUAUUCCCUCUACGUUUUUUCAUUUCUACCAGCAAAAGUGGGGCAGGUUCUGCACCGUCACAGGAUUGUGGGAUUGUAAUGGCUUAUAUAUCAAGAGAUGUGUUUUCUGUCUUAUUGCUUUGCUUUGAAAGUUCAAUACAGAUGUUGUUUUUUCUACAUCUCACAUUGAGAAAUCUGUAGUAAUGGAACAGUAAUGUUGUUUCCCAGCUGCUAUGUACAGACAUCUAUAUG
Molecule: messenger RNA, 1617 nt
Organism: Sinocyclocheilus grahami
Lineage: Eukaryota; Metazoa; Chordata; Actinopteri; Cypriniformes; Cyprinidae
Product: myocyte-specific enhancer factor 2A-like
Exons: 7
Coding region: 629-1384 (251 amino acids)
Biological process (GO): cell differentiation; positive regulation of transcription by RNA polymerase II
Molecular function (GO): histone deacetylase binding; protein dimerization activity; DNA-binding transcription factor activity, RNA polymerase II-specific
Source: RefSeq, a predicted model, not a curated record